UCUGGUUUCUGACAGUGUGACAAUCACACAAGAAAACUGAGAAGAUGAUGAAGCUCUCUGUCUUUCUGAUUUGUGCAGUGCUGUGUGUUCUGCAGACUGCAACUGCUCAAGUAAAGUUCGGGCAGCUCUGCAGUGGAAACGCAGCGAACACAAAGCGAGGCUGCGACACAACAUACGGCUGUGGAAACUACGGGGCCUCACGUAAUGGUGGGAAGAGUAAACACAGUGGUCUGGACAUUGUGUGCGCUGAUGGUGCGACAGUUUACGCUCCGUUUGAUGUGACAAUAACCAGGAAAGCCGUUCCAUACACUCACAACAACGCCAUCAACAACGGCCUGCAGCUCUCUGGGGGAGGUCUGUGCUUUAAGCUGUUCUAUCUGAAACCUGAUAAAUACAGCGGAUCUGUGAAGAAAGGACAGAAACUCGGGACGCUGCUGCCCAUGCAGACGGUUUAUCCAGGAAUCACAUCACACAUCCACGUGCAGCUGUGUGACAAGUCCAACCCCACCAAGUACUUCUGAUCUCACACACACGCACGGCAAUGACUCAAGUUCAGCUUCAUGCAUCACCUUCAGAGAUUCUGCUUUCUACUGAACAUGAUAACAAAAAAAUAAAGCUCAUGGAGAAAGA
This is a messenger RNA of Neoarius graeffei (lesser salmon catfish), 630 nucleotides long. It is a transcript of the gene lect2.1, whose product is annotated as leukocyte cell derived chemotaxin 2, tandem duplicate 1. The record is from RefSeq and is a predicted model, not a curated record. NCBI's taxonomy places the organism in Eukaryota, Metazoa, Chordata, Actinopteri, Siluriformes, Ariidae. Bases 45 to 521 code for a protein of 158 amino acids. The transcript has 5 exons.